This is a messenger RNA of Condylostylus longicornis, 1711 nucleotides long. RefSeq lists its product as uncharacterized. Gene Ontology annotation, cellular component: nucleolus. The record is from RefSeq and is a predicted model, not a curated record. The coding region runs from base 96 to 1601 and encodes 501 amino acids. The transcript has 3 exons. Lineage: Eukaryota; Metazoa; Arthropoda; Insecta; Diptera; Dolichopodidae. Gene Ontology annotation, molecular function: RNA binding. Gene Ontology annotation, biological process: endonucleolytic cleavage in ITS1 to separate SSU-rRNA from 5.8S rRNA and LSU-rRNA from tricistronic rRNA transcript (SSU-rRNA, 5.8S rRNA, LSU-rRNA); endonucleolytic cleavage in 5'-ETS of tricistronic rRNA transcript (SSU-rRNA, 5.8S rRNA, LSU-rRNA); endonucleolytic cleavage to generate mature 5'-end of SSU-rRNA from (SSU-rRNA, 5.8S rRNA, LSU-rRNA).
AAGAAACGUCAAAUGUGGCAAGGCAAUGUUCAAUUAAUAAUAAGCAAAUUAUUUGAAUUUUGCAAAUUGUAACUUAAAUAAUCAGAAAUUCUGAAAUGAAAAAAAGAAAAUCAAAUAUUUCACUGGAGUGGAUAGAAGAGGAGGUAGAGCCAGAUGAAAAUUUAAAUAAUAGUUGUAAGAAGAAAAAAAAUUCAUUGGAUGGCAACAAUAGUUUCAAAACAAAUAAUUUAAAAGAAGGCAAGGAGGCAAUUCCGAUAGAUAAAAUUUCAGCAAAUAAUUUAAAUAAUAGUACUAAGAAGAAAAGGCAUUCAUUGAAUAUCAGUAAGUGUUCUGAUACAAACACUUUGAAGGAUGAUAACCAAAGAGAAAUCCAAGAAAAUAGUGGAACUCCGGUAAAUAACUUAAAUGGUAGUUAUAAGAAAAAAAAGCAUUCAUUAAGUAACAGCAAAUGUUCCGAUGUGAAUAAUUUGAAAAGCGAAGAUGUAUGUGAAGUUAAAGAAAAUGACAAAAUAGGAACGAAUAAUUUGAAUAACAGCUCUAAAAAGAAGAAACAUUCUUUGAAUAACAGUAAGAGCUUUGAUAAAAAUAAUUUGAACGAGGAACAAAAUGAAAUCCAGGAAGAGAGCAACAUAGUCAGAAAUAAUUUAAAUAACAGUUCCAAAAAGAAAAAACAUUCACUGAAUAACAGCAAAUUUUCCAGCAAAAAUAAUUUAGAAAAUGAAGAUCUAGAUGAAUUCGAGAUGGAUAAUAACACCUCGGAAAUUAAUUUAAGCAAAAGUUCAAAGAAAAAGUUUUCUUUAAAUAGCAGCAGUUAUUCCGAAAUAAAUAAUUCAAAAAAUGAAGACCAAGAUGAAUUCCAGGGAGAAAACAAUGUUUUUACAAAUGGCUUAAAGAACAGUUCUAAGAAGAAAAAACCUUCAUUGGAAAGCAGCAAUUUUUCCGACAUAAAUAAUUUGAAGAAUAAAAAUGAUGAUGAAAUUGAGGAGGAAGGAAAUAAAAAAGAAAACGAAUAUAAUGACCAAAAGCAUGAAACUGAUUCUGAUACUUCAAGUAAAAUCUCUUCAAAAGAAAAAACCGUGGGUUUGAAUGAAGAUUUGGAUGAAAAUAAAAAACAAGUGAAGAAAAGAAAAAAAGGAUUAAUAUAUGUUUCAAAUUUACCAAAACACAUGAAUGUGACGUUAAUAAGAGAGUAUCUUGGCCAAUAUGGUGAUAUAGGCAGAGUGUAUUUGCAGCCCGAUAAGACAGCCAUGUGUCGGUCCAAGAAGCGAAAAAAUAUGGCUAGACAUUUUUCAGAAGGUUGGGUAGAGUUUUUAAAAAAAAGAGUAGCUAAAGAAGUUGCAGCAAAAUUAAAUAACACUCAAAUUGGUACAAGAAAAAAAUCUAAAUUUUAUGAUUCUUUAUGGUGUAUUAAAUAUUUACCUAGUUUCAAAUGGGUUCAUCUAAGCGAACGUUUAGCAUAUGAACAGGCUGUAUAUAAGAAACGAUUAAUGGCCGAAAUUUCACAAGCUCGUAAAGAAGCUGAUUUCUUCCAACAAAAUCUAGAUAAAAGCGAAAUUGUGAAAAAUAUGGAGAAAAAACAAAAGAAAAAAAGUAAAACAUAAAUCAAAUUAUUGUUUCAAAUAGCUAAUUCAUUUCCAAAUAAAGUUACGUUUGUACAUUGAAUUUUUUAAAGAAAGAAUAAAUUUGAAUUUGAUAAAGUUUAUUAUGUAGA